AUGCACAUAUCACCUUCCGUCUUCGGUUCUACCCCGUACCCUGUUUAUAUGCGAGAUGGCGCUGGUGGAGGUGGCGGUUCUCAACUUCGAGAAUGGUCCUCCUUUAUUGGCAUCGUGACUGCCAUUGUGGGCAAUCUGCUCAUAUCCUUCGCUCUCAACACCCAGAGAUACGCCCAUAUCCGCAUAGAUCGCGAGCAUAAGGAGUGGAGAAGGAGUGGAUCAGGACAGUCCCCAAAAUCAAAACCUCGAACUGAAUAUGGGGCUACGCUGCAGGAAGAUAUUGCCGAGGAACGCAGUCGCAUCAAUCUUGGGGGAGCAUCAUGGAAUAGAACGCCUUCAGUUGCCGCUCUCGAACCAUCCUUGCAAGCGGCAUUCGAGCCCCGGAAGUCAAAAGGUUCUCACGAGAAGGAUGAGGACGAUGACCAGGGAAGGGAGUCGUACCUCAAGUCACCUUACUGGUGGCUGGGUCUCAUUCUGAUGAUCAUUGGAGAGGCUGGCAAUUUUCUGGCAUACGGUUUUGCACCUGCCUCAAUUGUGAGCCCCUUGGGAGUGGUCGCCUUGAUAUCGAACUGCCUAAUUGCUCCUUUAAUGCUUAAAGAACAUUUCCGAAAGCGCGAUUUUGGCGGGGUGCUUGUCGCCGUUGCCGGUGCUGUCACGGUCGUGCUCUCUGCCAGUUCUAGCGAGGAAAAACUCGGCCCGGGGGAGUUGUUGAAAACCAUCAAGCGAUGGGAGUUCCUCCUUUACGUUGUCAUCACCUGCUUGCUCAUUGCGGGUUUAUUGUGGGCCAGUCCGCGUUAUGGUCGCAAAACUAUUCUUGUCGAUCUUGGCUUGGUCGGGCUCUUCGGUGGAUAUACCGCGCUAUCGACGAAGGGUGUGGCAUCCUUGCUUUCGACGUCUCUGUAUAAAGCAUUCACUUAUCCUAUUUUAUACUUCCUGGUUGUCGUCUUGGUCGCCUCGGCACUCAUGCAAAUCCGAUAUCUCAAUCGAGCCUUGCAGAAUUACGACUCUACUCAAGUGAUUCCAACACAAUUCGUUCUGUUCACAUUGUCGGUAAUCAUUGGUUCAGCUGUCUUAUAUCGAGAUUUCGAGCACACCGGAACGCGCCAGGCCAUGAAAUUCAUUACCGGUUGUUUCCUGACAUUUUUUGGUGUUUAUCUCAUCACCAGCAAACGGAGCAGUCUCGACGAUAUUGAUCCUGAAGAUGCUAAUGAAGAUGAGAUCAUUCAGCUGAUCAACGAGGAGGCGGAGGACAUUAAUGAACAGACUCCGUUGAAACGCGAGCGAGAUUCGACCUUACUUCCGAAUGGAAUUGAGCACAAUGAGGAAGCAACUGGCGUCUAUACUCCUCACCGACCUUCUACUGCAUCAUCCUCAGUCCCUUCGAUUGCUGUCACGCCUGCGGCAGAGCCUUGGGAGGACAUGCACAGGCAACCGUGGUCGGUCGACACACCAGAUGGAGGUGCACCGCCACGUACUCCACAAAUUGGUAGAAUUCAGGCAGAAUCGGGCGCGACACCGUUCUUUACACCUGGCACAUCCAAGCCUCUUCACCGAACCGCCUCAUCUCCCGCCAACCCCAGUACUCCCGUAGGGCCAAACAACCCUGGUCCUCCAAACCCUGAUCCGCUUGACUCGCCCUAUCCUGAGCCAGGCUUUCUCAAGCGCUCUGCACGUGGCAGUAUUUCCCGCCUUCUCCCUGGGCCUCUAAUGGCACCUCUAUCGUCUUCCCUCAGUGCCCUGGUGGCAGAUUCAAUUCUCAAAGGUGAAGGGGCUUCACGUUCCGCCAGAGCGAGGAUUCGUCGUACUCGCUCCGCUCGCCAUCAUUCCGAAGACGACCGGCGACGGUUUGUUCCAGUUGAUAUGGAUGAUAACCCAUUGAAUGCUCGAUCUGCAGAGAAUCUGAGUAGACAAAAUACCCGUGACACCAUGCCACUUCCAGGGCUUAGGGAUGCCAUUGAAGAGGAAGAACAAGGACCAAGGAAGACCAGGCUGAGAGCAUUGAGUGAGACUUUAUCGGGGAUGAUGGCGAGAGGGAAGGGGAAGGGAAGAGAAAACUACCACUAUGCCCCGAACGGAAGUCAAGUAUGA
Messenger RNA from Exophiala aquamarina CBS 119918, 2088 nucleotides. RefSeq lists its product as uncharacterized. Gene Ontology annotation, biological process: magnesium ion transport. The transcript has a single exon. Lineage: Eukaryota; Fungi; Ascomycota; Eurotiomycetes; Chaetothyriales; Herpotrichiellaceae. Gene Ontology annotation, cellular component: membrane. Gene Ontology annotation, molecular function: magnesium ion transmembrane transporter activity. Bases 1 to 2088 code for a protein of 695 amino acids. The record is from RefSeq and is a predicted model, not a curated record.